AUGGCUGAUCCUCUGCGGAGGACUUUACUAGCGAAACUCCGGGGGAAGAAAUCCAAGAAAGGAGCGACUGUCGGCGGUGGAUACGGCGCUGCUGCUGCUUCUUCUUCUGCGGCGAAUGGGUGCCGAGAAGGUAAAGAAAAAGUUUUGCAAACGCAGCGAGACUCCGAAGAGGCUCGCCCGGUAGUUUUGCUCACAGGGCUGGAUUGCACGACAGAGAGAAUGAGUACGUACGAGAAUUGUGUUGACGGGGCGGUUGUGCAGACAGGGGGGGUUGUGAUAGUCCGGGAGAGUCGACCAGAGUUGGCCGGCGCACGUCCCCAGGAGCGACGCGGCGGGGGCAGGGUUCGGGUUAAUGAGGAGCUCCUGGGGGUCUCACUUCAAAGAGACGUGCAGUUUGGGGGACUUGCGUUAAGCGAGGAACACAAGAGCCACCACCAGGGGCCAAGAGCCGGUGGAAAAAUCACAUUAUCGAGUGGAGGACCGCAUGUUCAGAGGAAACACUUCAUCUCGGUGCAGAGGCAGUGCAGCGUCGGGGAUUCAAUCGGGUUUGGGGACAAUUCAAAUCACGUUGCACGGGUGCAAACCUGGGUGAGUAAACCAGAGGAGGGACGGGUUACUAUCGCCGGGACAGAGCCAGGACUCUCCCGGCACAUGGCAGGCACCGUGGUGGCUGUUACUGAACACAACGCGAACUGGACUUGUGACAACAACCCAACUUCGGAGACCAACUCGCCGGUUUGCGCGGCACUAAUUCAUCCAAAGUGUGCGCCUAGGAACGCGGAAGAAAGCAUGUUAAUCAGAGAUGUUGAGAGCUAUGAGCCGGAGUAUUCAGGGGACAUUAGAGGGCCUGCAGGUAGUGUGCAGAGCCCGACUUUCUUCCCUACAGAGUUAGAAAUCUGUGACAUUAAUGUGACAUCCCUGUGCAACAAUGAUCCCUCACUUGGGUAUACUCUAGAUAGCGAGGAUGAUGAUUACUAUGAUAAUGAAAUUCUGCCUUUUUAUGAAACUAUCAGAGCAAAAAGUGAUAGAGCAGAGGUUACAGAGCUACAAGGUCAGGAUAAACUAGACAGCAACAGCGCCCAGGAAACAGACCGGCUCAGAAACCAGCUCAAAGAAGCGUAUUACCUCCUGAUCAAUGCUAUGAAUGAUAUUAACCUGGAUGUCCAGCAGAUAAGCAGUGCUUUAACUGAGCAGCAGGCCACCUCCUCUUGUAGUAGCCACUCCAGGGAUAGUUUAUGCUCCAGGUUAUCUGCCAAAAACAUGGACAGUGAUUCCUGGUCCUCAGGAGGAGACCACAGUCCUCAGCAGGUGUCUGACACUGACUCACUGCUGCUGUGUCUCAGUGGAAACCUGGAGUCAGGCCUUGAAAUUAGACUGAAAAGUAAGAGUAUGAUUAGCCUGUCCUUAACUCAGAAAACACCUGCAUUAGCUCGAUGUGCUAGUGAUGGAGCUAUUAGGUACCCAGGUGGACCUGUGCUUAAUAAUCAGGACUCAGAUGAGAAAGGGGCUGCACAGGAAAAGGAGCAAGUUGCAGGAGUAAGUGAGCUGUCAGAACCUCGGAGGCUUUACAGCACUGUCAGCAGUGAUGAGCUGCUACAAGAUCCUGGAGGUGAUGAAGACCGGGGCGGGCAGGUCAUUGAAAGCGGCGGCUCGGUCAACAGCCUCACUGGAUCCUCAGACAGCAACCAGGGUCAUGACAGCAAGCAGGAAGUCCGAGCACACGGGGCCUUUUCGACCAACAAGGGGCCCGGCGUCACCGUCAACAAGAUGCAAGAGUGGAUGCACAAGGGCCGGGUAUUAUCUUCAGAGAUGAAGCAGCGAAUCGAGGGAUCGUCAUCGACCCGUGGAGGAAGCCAGAGCCAGGAUCCUGGGGUUAAAUCUGUCAAAGCCAAGUCGCCUACGAUCAAGUUGCAGAGGCAGCAUCAGCAGCAUCCAGCUUUCAUUGAGCCUCUACAGACCCCCUGUUCCAACGGCAGGGAGGUGGGCCGGGCCUGCGAGUCUCCAUCAUGGCGGCAGCCGCUCACCACCAUCACAGUCUCCAAGAAACGCAACUGGCUGCAGCAGAGCUCCCUCGGCAAGACUCACUGCGCCAAGGACGAGCAGCAGGGAAUGCUGGGAGCUGAGGAGGAGGGCUCCUAUCAGCCACCACCUCCUCCCAGUCCUUCUCCUGACCACCUGAGACCCUCGGGGGGAAACACAGCACGGCCGGUCCGCCUGCACCUGCCUCAGGUCAGUGUCAGUCCGGCCAAGUUGUCCCCUCACCCUCGGAGCGUGGACCCCGCUGAGGAGAACGAUGCUGACGAUGAAGGAGAGAUCUGGUACAACCCGAUCCCUGAAGAUGACGAGCCGGAGAUGUCACACCGACCCUCCGUUCAGCUGCUGGUUCCUCCUCGUUCAGAGCCCCAGAGGAGGCCAAGCAGGGGGGCAGACGUGGGCAGGAACCUCGGGGUCAGCGGUGGAAGCGCUGGGCUUGAGGCGCUCGGGGAGAGCCUCUGUGGAGGUGUAGGAGGAGGAUCAGGGGAUGGGAGUCAGGGGAAUACUGCACAUUCCACAGAGGCACCACAUCUGCACAGACAGAUGCUCGCGUGCAAAUCUCAGGAGGAGGGGGGGCCUUCCACCAGCAGAGCCACAGAUGUUCCUGACCUGCCCAAUGCUGUCAGCUCCCCUCCUUCAAGCCCAAACCCGGCCAAGAAAAGCAGCUCCCUCAACUGGUCCUUCCCUGACAAGAUUAAGUCCCCACGUACUGUCAGGAAGAUCUCCAUGAAGAUGAAAAAGCUGCCAGAGCUCAGCCGAAAACUCAGCGUUAAAGGGACUCCAAGUAGCUCCAACAACAACGGAGGAAAUCAGUUAGAGCCCAGAGCUCAUUCCCCAAAACACAACGGGGGUGGGUCGGACACUGCCCCCCAUCCCUCAGGACCUCCGAGAUUAGCUGCCUCUGGGGGAGGGCAGGCCAGCCGUAAUGUUAUCUCACGCUACCACUUGGACAGCAGCGUGUCCAUGCAGCACAGCUUCAGCAAGAAGAAAAAUAACGGCAGCUCAAAGUCGGCCAGCAAAGGUGGCUACCUCAGCGAUGGGGACUCACCUGAGCUGGUGGCCAAAUCUGGGAAGCACGGCUCUUCGGAGGGGAAGGGAGGGAAGGGAAAGGAGAUGGAGGGAGGAGGCUCCAAACUAAACGGUACAGAGCUGGACAUUGAUGCUUUCCGUCAUUACAGCUUCACAGAGCAGCCAAAGUGCAGCCAGUACAUCUCUGGACUGAUGAGCCUGCACUUUUACGGUGCGGAGGACCUCAAGCCUCCACGAAUUGACUCUCGAGACGUCUACUGCGCCAUCCAAGUGGACUCAGUAAACAAAGCACGGACAGCACUCCUCACAUGUCGGACUACCUUCUUAGAUAUGGACCACACCUUUAACAUCGAGUUGGAAAAUGCCCAGCAUCUCAAGCUAGUGGUGUUCAGCUGGGAGCCAACGCCGAGGCGAAAUCGUGUCUGCUGCCACGGCACAGUGGUUCUACCGGCACUCUUUCGGGUGACGCGGUGCCACCAGCUUGCAGUGAAGCUGGAGCCACGAGGGCUGAUCUAUGUCAAGCUGAGCCUGAUGGAGCAGUGGCAGAACUCACUGGAUGGUGGGCCUGAUGGAGACAGAGAGCCACAGGUGUUUGGUGUGGAGGCGUGGAAGGUGGUGGAGAGGGAGAACACAGGACUGAUGGUGCCGCUGCUUAUAAGCAAGUGCAUCAACGAGAUUGAGAAAAGAGGCUGCCAGGUGGUGGGUCUGUACCGGCUGUGUGGAUCUGCGGCUGUGAAGAAGGAGCUACGGGAGGCGUUUGAGAGGGACAGCGAGGCCGUGGAGCUGUGUGAAAACACCUAUCCUGACGUUAAUGUCAUCACAGGAGUACUAAAAGACUACCUGCGUGAGCUGCCCUAUCCUCUAAUCAACAAGCCGCUGUACGAAGCCGUGUUGGAGUCCAUGUCGACACGGCCUCUGCGGAUAGGAGCGCUUGGUUGCGAGAACGACCCAGCCGACUCUGAAUACACCGUCAGCCUGCUGGAAAACCUGCCGGAGGUGGAAAGGAUGACUCUACGGAGACUUCUGGACCACCUGAAGUUGGUAGCAUCUUACCAGGAAGUGAAUAAGAUGACAUGCCAGAACUUGGCAGUGUGUUUCGGCCCUGUGCUGCUCAGCCAGCGUCAGGAGGCAUCGUGCCACACAAACAGAGUGUUCAUCGACUCUGAGGAGCUGGCCAGCGCCCUGCACUUCAAAAAACACAUCGAGGUCCUGCACUACCUGCUGCAGCUCUGGCCAGUUGUGGACCCAUAUGGUCAGUCCUCCUCCCAGCCCCCUGCUCCGUCUUCUUCCCCACUUUUAAGUGACCAACAGUCAGCUCCACCACUACGCCGGAGAAAAGAGCGCCCCCAGGUCCUGAAUCUCUCUGAAGCUGAGAUGGCUGGGGUCCUACGCCCCAAACCCGGACGCUUGGACAGCCCAAGUAAUCGCUACGCUGGCGACUGGAGCGGCUGUGGUGAUCAGUACUUCCCCUCUGACAUGUUACUACCUCCCAGUAAAGAGGAGGCAGACUAUGAUGACGUGCCCUCUGAGGACACGGAGGCUGCUGAUGAGAGGCAGGACAAGACUGAGGACACAGAGGAAAAUAAAGGGCAGAAUUUUACAAACCCUGCGUCUGAUCCUGCUGAAGACGAGGAACCUCAGAGAGAGGAGGUGGUGAAGCAGGAGGAGGAGGAGAGAGAGGAAGAGGAGAAGCAAGAAGAGAGUGAUAGUUCAGGCAACGGGCAGCAGUUAGAGGACAAAGAGGAGGACAGGGUUUGUGAACACAUCCUGCCUCCUCGUCUGCCUAAAGAGCACACAUACCAGGCCUACAUGAAGAUCCAGGACAUCAGCCCCGUGCUGAGCAACAGGGUCAACCUGCGAGACCUGCAGGAGAGCAUUGACACUCUGAUCGGAAACCUGGAGAGAGAGCUCAACAAGAACAAGCUCAAUGUCGGAUACUGACUCUACUUACAGUACUCUUUAAGCCUGGCAGAGUUUGGAGAGGAUGUUCUUUAUUGAUCAAGGUGCUUCAGGAUACAGCCACAGUGUUUCUUUGAGGUGUCGUGCUGUCAACAUGGCAGCAUGUAGAGGUGCUGCUGUAAAAACACAAAGGACAAGGUGAAAUGAGAUGUAUCUGGGCACUUCUGGCAUUAGUACCUUACCCAUUGACAUUCCGUAACAUUUUUAUUUCUCUUAAUUUUGUCGACUGUCUUACUUUAUGUUGUCGUUUCAGUCCAGUUGCGUGUUUCAUGUUGUUGUUGCUUCUCUUCUUAUUAGAAGAACCCAUUGACCCCUCAGGGGUUUAAAGGUGCCUUAAUUGUGUGAAGGUGGUAUGUCGAAAGGAAAAUCCAUCCUGAAAUCAAAUGUUUCUCCUCUUAGGAUCCUUAAACUCUUAUGCUACAAGCAAGAUAUCUGUUCAAGUUUUCAGUCAUCCAGGCCAUGGAAUUUAAAGGUUUAUCCAAACUGUAUUAACUGACCUGUAACAAAGAUUAGUUGUCUUUUGGAUCAAGCUUUCUAAUAUGAACCAGAGUCUAUGAUGUUAUGGAGUUGUUUGGUAGUUUAGAUAACCAGAGGUCAUUUCACAACUAGAUUUAUAUGUAUUUGUAAAUUGAUACUGGUGCAAACAUUUGGAAAGAAAUAUGUUGCUAUAGUCGAUAAAAACUGACCAGUUUUGUACCAAAACAUCCUAGUGCUUCCAAGCAUUUCCAAACCAUUAUCAUCCACCAUACUAUUUGGACAGGUGAAUAUGGAUUAAAAUAAGUGCAAUUAGACAUUUUUUGACUUGAAAUUAAACAAAUAAAAUUGCUUGGAUUUAAGUAUUUGCAGUGGGAAUGCAUCAGUAUAAAUUAUUUUACAACAAAAUUAAAACAGCUUUGAUUAAAAUAUUUAACAGUUUAUGAAAUCUGCAGUUAAAUUUCUAGCUUUGAAUUUGUUAUAAGAAAGAAACAUGUAUAUUCAGUUUCAGGGUGGAUUUCCUUUUUUAAGGCAGCAGAGAGCUUUUUCUAAUGAAACACUAAAUAUUGUACAACAAUAAUGCACUUAUGAGGCAGGCGGUAGUGUCGAUUGUCAUUAUAGUUAAUGUGAAAAAUAACGGACUGAGCUGAGGGAGAACAGUGGCUUGUCAAUCCUCUUAAUGAGUCAUUUUAAAGGAAUACAAGUAACAUCGUAUUUGCUUUCCACAUAGCUCAAGAUAUUUGUCCAAUCUGGGAAAAUUUGCUAAAUCCUAUUUUGCUGAGAUGAAGAUGAGAAGAUUGCUACCACUCUCAUGCUUGUAAGCUAAACAUAGAAAUAAAGCAACAAGACUGAGAGCUUUACUCUGUGUUAAAACAAGUAAAAAAAACUAGCUUAUUAAUGUUAAAAUAAAAUUCAAGCAGCAACUUCAGAGACUGAAAAUGCUCCAACACCAAAGUGUCAAAAACUGCAGUUCCUCAAGUGUCCACUUGAGGCUGAUUCCAAAGGUGAGUCAGUCCUCACAGACCCUCAUUUAACAUCAUCAUGGAGAUGGCCUGGCACAAAAAUGUAGCCUUGAACACCAAAAGAUCUUUAUUUUUGUACCAAGCUGUAUCUGUUUAAAAGAUUUAUUUUUCUUCUAAUUUAGGCCAUUAACCCAUCAGUACAUUUACUAUUGAGAUUAUUACUAAUAUAUUUUAUACGUCAAUUAGACUUAUUAUUAUACUGUAUAUGACAAUGAAUGGCUAUGUAGGCUUUUAUUUUGACACUUUUUUUUUCUUUUUUAAUGAUUACCUUUCCCUUUCAUUCAAAUUUUUCUGUUCUUCAAGUCUUUCUUUAAAGCAAGAAAACUCCCAAAAACGUGGUUUGCUAAAACAAAAUUUGGUCCCAUUUUUUAAAUUUUGGUUUUCUGUUUCUGUUAAUGGGAAAAUGGAAAAUUGUCCUUUUUUCUUAAAGAAAAUGAGAAAAUGGCAACAUUUUUACCCACAGCGAUGAAAUCAGCAGGGGGUUAUGUAAAGGGUUCUGUGUCUUGGUUUGUUUCUUUGUUUGUAUGUGUACAAGAUAACUCAAGAACGGAAUGUCGGAUCUUCACCAAACUUUCAGGGAAUAUUGGGAUAAUGACAGGGAAGAAUCAAUUAGAUUAUGGUGAUGAUCCACGCACCCGUUCGGUUUUUCUUGGACUUCGAAUUUUAACACCAUACUAAUCAAUGGGAGCGUGAGUUCCUCGGUGGCGCUGCUUAGGCGUGGGUCUGCCGCUCAGACAGCCAUUCUAGUUUUUUCUUCUUUUCCCCAAAAUGUACUUACAAAAUUGAGCUUUAGUGGCCUCUUGAAAAACUGCAAUUAGCAUUUUUAUGUUAGCCUCAUUUUCCAGUUUUGGCUGGUACUUUUAAGCUACAAAAAGCUAAGCUAAUGUGAGACUGGUAUAUGUCUUCUCGUCUGCUCUGUAUUCUGUAAAUAGGUAAAUAUUCUGAGGGUUCUCAAACUAUUCCUUUAAAAAUACCAAUCAGUCACCUUUCUGCCUCUCACCGCUUAUUUUUUUAUGUUUUAUUUUUGGCAAAACGGUGAAAAACUCACAAUGUGAAGCACAAUUUUCAGAAAAGCGUUGUAAAAUGUUAGCAGCAGGUAUGACUUUGCUAGCUACCUGAACCGACAAAGGACGUUUUCAGCAAUCCAGGGAUUCAGAAUGAUCAGUAUUUAACCUAUAUGUAAAUGUAUAUAAUUAUAUAAAUGUAUUCGGAGUAUAUUAUUUUUACAGCUUCUAUUUCAAUGGCGUAUUUAAAGACUUCUGAUGACCUCUUAGUGUUGACUUGUAGAAAUAGUUGCUUCUCCUCCCUUCGAGCUACCUGUACACAUGUGUAUGUGCUGGACUAAUGGUACAACUCUAGCUGUAAAAUACUAUAUGAUAAAAUCGUGCUCUUGCAGUAAAAGUGAUAUUGUUAUUUUUAUUGUGUAUAUAUUUGACAUUGUGUCUCUGGUGGACUAAGCUGUGUUCAUGAUUUUUGGUGUUUUUUUUUUUUAAAGGUACUGAACGUUGCAUGGUCAAAAGCUUUACUGACAUAAACAAGGCUCCUUCUCAUCUGCCUUUGUAUUUGAUAUUUAUGUGUAAAAAGACUUAUUUUGUUAUGUAUGCUCAUUUGUCCGUACACACUGUUUCCUCAUUAGACAGAUGACUGCAGAUUUUAAGUUUUUCUCCAGAGGAUUUAUAGACAGAUGCUAAUUCAGUUUACUGAAGGACUGCAUCUGACAGGGAGUCUUUUAAAUGACAAAACUUAAAUUAAAACUAAAGAAUAUUCACAAUUGACCAAUAGUCUAUGAGGAAAUCAAAGAAAAGGGACUUGCAUUGUAAACAGCCUUUAUAAAGAUUGCAAUAUAUCCCAAUUUUAGUUGAGAAACAAGAGAAACUCACCUAAAUAUGAGUGAACCCAGCUGCAGAAUGUAAUACUUCUGUUGGAGACACAUCUGAUGGAGCUUUACAUGACUGACACUGUAAAAUCCACAUUUUGUCACUUGCCGGCUUUUUUAUUUAUUUAUUUUUCCAUUUAUUUUACCCUCUGCAUGGCAUCUGUUCACAGCCCUGCUGCUUCACGCUGAAGCUGUUCCUGUCCAUUUGAGCUUGUCUGGUGAAAGUGAUGUCCAGCAGGGUUCCUUAAAAACCAUCUGUCACUGACGGCAAAUCACUAUAAAAUACUAUAAACAUAGCCAAAUUUCCCUAAACCACUGCUAAGUUUCACUGUAGUGAGGAUUCAUGUGAAUAAUGAAAUAAAAAUUGAAAUUAUUCAAGGAAUGAUUAAAAUAUCAACCCUCAAGUGCCAAGUUGACCAUAAAUCCCCUAAAUAUUCUCUAAUAAUUUAAGCACUUGUGUCUGUUUAAAAAGUAGUACAUGACCAAAAACUGUAAAAUCUGCCAUUAUUUGUUGUCAUAUGUGGCCUCUCUCACAUGACCAAAAAUUGGUUAAGAUUUUCAACAUCUCUGAGUGUUUGCCAGGCUUAGGAACCUCAAAGCUCCCGAUGGUUAACCUCCCUGUCAGAGAGUACUUCAGCCAACCCUCAUCCAUCUGUCCUGUCUGUUUCCUCUGGAGAUUAAAACAGAUCACAUGGAAAUCAUCACUACAAAAAAACAGAAAAGUGCUUUGUAUUGAUCCUGAG
Cheilinus undulatus (humphead wrasse) is the source of this 9137-nucleotide messenger RNA. It is a transcript of the gene syde2, whose product is annotated as synapse defective 1, Rho GTPase, homolog 2 (C. elegans). The transcript has 8 exons. The coding region runs from base 1 to 5004 and encodes 1667 amino acids. The record is from RefSeq and is a predicted model, not a curated record. Gene Ontology annotation, biological process: signal transduction. NCBI's taxonomy places the organism in Eukaryota, Metazoa, Chordata, Actinopteri, Labriformes, Labridae.